GCGGGUGUCCCGACGUCGUUUUAGUAUUGGCCGCAACGCCGUAACGUCGCGACGUCUGGAUACCGCCUCUUUUGCCUACAUUUACAACGUCUCUGUACGAAAACCGUCAAACGUGAUAUUAAAAAAUGAGACAUCAAUUUGAGCUCGUAAAAAGUCGUUCUCCGAGAUCGGCGCCGCUACGUAUUGUUCCCGUUGUCGCUCGGCCACCGCCGGAAGUAUAGCGGAUUUCACGAGAAGGAAGACGGAUGUAACGGACGCGGCGGUGAAUUUUGGCGAGAGAAUAACUUCGCCGAAUCGGUGUGCAAUCUCAAGUCGCAGUGAAUGCAAUGUCAAAGUGAUCUUUGCAAUUGGUCGAACGACAGACGUGUAUCAUCCAUCAUGCAGAGACCUGGAUUGCAGUUCGUGACUUUGCUGUUAUCCUCGUUAAUGGUGAUAAGGAUAUCAGUGGUCUCAGGACUCUACUUCCCGCAAUCAGAUCUCACAAUAAAGUUACCGUACUCGGCUGAACACAAGGAGGUGAAAUUAAUUGACCUUAGGACUCUUCGGAACGACUCUACUAAGCCACAAAAUGUGAAGUACCAGAUCCGCAUGCCACGCGAAGGGUCUUUAAUUUACCUUAGAAAUGGGAACGACGUCAUGUUACGGAAGUUUCCCAAAAAUGGCGCCGUCGAUAUUAUUAUCAAAGGGACGGAAGAGAAUUUUGGCGAAGCGGUACUUGAAAUAAAAAUACAGCCAGUACCGGUGACGGGAAAAACAAUUAACUGUGCAGAUUUUGUCCAGGACAUGUGCUUCUGGAACACAUCAAGAUACAAGAUUUACGAGAAUCAACCAGUCACCAUGAUUGGCAUGUUUGGCCCGGAGGUAUACAGCUACGUGUGUCCCAAAUUUCGCGUUAUCAGUUAUGAAUUAUUGAAUGGAACAGACUAUUUUCACAUAGUGGACGGUAAAUUAUUUGCAAACGCAUCCUUAGACCGAGACGUUAUUGGACCUCCUCCGGGAGGACCUGGACCUCACGUUAAAAUUCAGGUGAGAUGCGUUAUUUGGGAAGAGACCGGGAUACAGUACGCACAAACGGAAGUCCUUACUAUCGACGUUCUGGAUGAAGACGACAAUCCUCCGAAAGCGCAAGGCGAAACUUCCAUCAAUAUAACGCUUGAGGAUUUCUCCAAGAACUCUAGGUUGAUAGACGAUAAUCUUUUAGUCCUGAAGGACGCGGAUGCCGUGAGCAGCAACCAGUACAGCGUUCGUUUGCUUAAUGAUACUGCAAAUGCAUUAAACGUAAGUUACAGCAUUCUACCGAUUGAGCAUCACAAACGCCCGGAUCAGGUGCCUUCGACUGGUAUUUUUCCCAGGAUCCACACGAAGACGACACUAUUGCCGAAAUCACCAUACCGCGUGGUCCUGCAGGUCACGGAUGAGUCGCUUCUAGCGGGAUACGGGGCGAAUUCGGUGAACAUCAGUAUAGUUUUCUCAGGGCCGGUACAUCAAGCUUUAACAACCGCAGCGCCAUCGACUGUCCCGAUAUUUUUGUAUCCGACGAAUACGAAGAUAGCCCGGAUUUCGCCUAGAUAUUUACGCGUGGCAAAACCCAGCGUGAAGCCGCAUCCUUCGAUAACUUUCAUUCUCGUGAACGGCUCGAGUGCCUUCAACGUCACCCAACGGGAUGGUAUCGUUUACGUUUCCAAUGAAACUAAGCUACGAUCCGAGCCCAAAACCGUUCAACUGAAGUUAAAAUGGAUCGCAGCAGGUGGUACCGCGAUGACCAAGACGCUGCGAGUGACUCUGAUUGAUGUGCCGCAAUCGAAGAUCGUCACGUGCGCACAAUUGGCUCAAGACGAGAUGGACACAUGCGCGUACGCGGAAUCUCGCGAGAAAUGCGAAAAGUUCUGCGGAAUUGGCAGCGGAGUCCUCAGCAAUGGCAGUUUCAUCGGUCGAUGCGUUUGGAGAAACAACAACGCUACUCAAAUGUCAGAAUAUUAUUCCACUUGUUCUCCGAAUCUGUCGUACUGUCCGGACAACGAAUGCGACGAACUGGAGCGCAGCGUUCCGCACAUGUGUCCGCAAGACUGCACCGUCGAAUCUGAUGUUCAUUUCGCCCACAUGAAUAGCGACGGCCGCGGCAUUAAGAGCGGCCUGAAAACUUGCACCUGCGACAAUCUACUACAGUGCAUGUGCGGAAUCGACUCCUUUUUGCAAGGAAAUGAUGUGUCCGGAAUGACAAGGGAGGAACGCUUGGAAAACAGAAAAUCACGUAAUCAAAAAAACGACAUUGUCACGUUGGGCGCGCGCAAAGCAUCCAGUGGACCGUGCGGUCCUACGUGCAUGAUAGGUGUUAUUGGGGCUAGUCUGUUUGUGUUGAUCGUGAUUGUGGGGUCAUUAGUUAUGUGGAGAUAUAGGAUGGCGGCGAAGGGCGCUCGACGGGAAUGCAAACACAGGGUGGACGAUGCGGCAAAUGGUAUUGGUAUUUUGCCGUCCGACUACAUCGAUCGCGGCGAUGGUCUCCUGAUCGGUUUGGACACUUUCACAGCGGCGAAUCGUCAUUUAUUGUUACCGAAGACAUGCCCGCCGGACCCAAAGUGGGAAUUUCCACGAUCGCUCCUGAAGAUCGAGCAAGUGCUGGGCGAGGGCGAGUUCGGGCGCGUUUUGCGCGCCAAGGCCAUGAACAUCGGCGGAAUUCCCGGACCUACGACCGUCGCGGUGAAGACCCUGAAGGAGGACGCGUGCGCCUCCGAACUGGCAGAUCUACUAUCCGAAUACCAGCUGCUAAAGGAGGCACAGCAUCCGAACGUGAUCCGACUGCUGGGUGCUUGCACGACACCGCCGGGCGCGCCCGUCUACCUCAUCAUCGAAUUCGCCGAAUACGGCUCCUUACGUAACUAUCUGAGACGCAGCCGGCACUUGGAGUCGGAGAGUAGGAUCCCGGCACCGACGUCACUGCUUUCCACUUCGCCGAUCAACGUCGGCGAGGAAUCGCAAUGUAGCGAUAAUGCAUUGAACUAUACUAUAACGCCGCGCGAUAUUCUCUCGUUCGCCUGGCAAAUAAGUAAAGGAAUGGCAUAUCUCGCCGAUAUUAAGUUGGUGCAUCGGGAUCUCGCGGCGAGGAAUGUUUUGCUUGCAACCGGUAAGGUUUGCAAGAUCUCGGACUUCGGUCUAACUCGUGAUGUAUAUGAGGACGAUGCGUACUUGAAGCGGAGCAAGGGACGAGUGCCUGUAAAAUGGAUGGCGCCAGAAUCCCUGGCCGACCAUGUGUACACCAGCAAAUCGGACGUUUGGAGCUUCGGCGUGCUCCUGUGGGAGUUGGUCACGUUAGGAGCCUCCCCGUAUCCUGGAGUGGACGUGCAUAAUCUCUACAAUCUACUGAAGGCCGGCUACCGUAUGGAGAAGCCGGCUAAUUGCUCGCAACAGUUAUACAAGUUAAUGGUGUCGUGUUGGCAUCAAGAGCCCAGCAUGCGACCGUCUUUCAAGGAACUAACUAGUCAUUGGGAGCGCAUGCUAGAGGAUGGUGUUGAAUACCUCGAUCUUAAUCCACGAACUGUUCACAAUCAAGCCUACUUUGCAUCUCUACAAGGCUUGGACACCGAAAAUGGUUCUGGUAACAAUCAAGUGAAUAACGAGACUGCUAAUGGGACUCUAAGGACAGAUACCGUCAACUACCUCGGCCGAAUAUCUUCUGAGCCUGUCACAAAAUGCGACAAGGUGGACAAGCUGCAGGCGCUCUGGCAACCGUCUAUAGCGUCCUUCCCUGACGAGCCCAUGAAGUCAUCUUACGUGAACGAACGACCCGCAAACUUGACCGCCAAUCAUUACGAAAGUCCGAUAAAGCUGAGAAAUGUCAGCGUGACCAGUAACAGUGAAAACGACCUAAGAACACCUCCUAACGAACGUCCUCAGUCCUAUAUCGAUAUGCAAGGGAAGAAAUCGACGGAGACAGAGGACCUCUUGAUGUUUGGGAGCACGGAUGACGACAGGAAUGACAAUAACGUGACGAAUUGAUCGACGUAAUCUCACGUUGAACAUUUGACAAAUGAGAAAAAUCCAAAAUAAGAAAACACAUGAGUUUUCUGAAUAUCGACGAGCUUUCGUCGUCUUGGGACGGAUAGGCGAUAUGGAUGGAAAGAAAUAAAUGUAGCUGAUUGAGGGAACAAUUGCAAAUUAUACGAGAAAGAGAGGCAUAUUUAUUUAAUGAGAAAGUAUGAGAGAAAACUGUGUGCGAGCAAUUGAAAACGAAUGAUUCACAUGAGAUGAUGGGUAUCAUUGUUUAUGGCAGUUUAUAGGAAUUGAGGGAGUGACACGAUAACGUGCUGAAUGAAUGACAAUUUGCACUUGUGAAAGAACAAAUAUCAACCCCGCGGAGUUGAAUAAGCCGCGAUUCAAAUUAUAUCGCGAAAGAAUUCCUGAAACAAUUCUUGAUCGAACAAAAGGCUCUAUAGGAAGUUAGAGAUAAACUAUAUCGCGCAAAGCAGUUACUAUACCAAGUGUAAAUUAAUAAUUAAUUUGCAAUGUUUUUAUGUACUUAAAGUACGGCUGUCUGUCGUUGGUAAAGCCGCUUUUAAUACUAUUAAUAGUAAUAGUUACGCGUUAUUAUCAAUCGUGCGAUUUCUUAAAAAAGACGUUGUAUAUUUAGCAUUCAAAAAUUUUUUUCUGUAUGUCACACCAUGCGACUGUGAUGAAGUUUGAGAAUAGUUGCUCAUCGAGAACAAGCUAUCCAAACUAAAAGCCAUAAGAUGUUUCCUAACUAUAAUCGUUAGCAGUUUCCGUUACAAGUACAAGUUCCAAUAGUGCAAAUAAGUGAGAAAACGUUUUCACGAUUAAUUUUAAAAUUUUUCACCUGAGGCCGCGUAAUUUAAGAUAUGAACCGUUUAGGGAAGUUGCAGAUUUGGUCUUCCAUCAAAUCUUUCUUGAUAGAUAGAUUCGUGGUUGUGAAAUUACGAAGUACGGCACCCUACUAUUUAACUUGAAACUUAAUUGUCACGCUUUCUUUCGAAACGAGAUACUUUUUAUUGUCGCACUAGCUUUUGUGGCUUUCGUGUGCCCGACACAACGAAGCAGCAGAUCGCACGCAGAUCGAAGUGAUACGACAGAAGCGUAAGAGUAGUAUUUUUUACGAGACGCGUGUGUGGGCUCCGGUUGACACGACGUCAUAUCCGAAGAAGACUGUGUUUCGCCGUGUACCUCACUGGGAACGGAAAUCGUCCCUUUUGUAUUUAUGUAUAAGAUGCAACAUUCCACCCACGAUUAGCCUAGUUAUUUAUCGUACGGAUUUUACGACACGACUGCAUAUGAUUUCGACUAGUACCACAUUUGAUGUUUUUUCCCCCCUUUUUCUUCUUAAACCAAUCCGGGGCAUUAACAUGUGGCGCACGCGCGUUAAGAACCGGUUAAUAUUGUGCCAUAUUAUUUUCUUGUAAUUGAUAUAUCACAAAAACAUAUAAAAGACGCUUCCAAAUUGA
This is a messenger RNA of Monomorium pharaonis (pharaoh ant), 5450 nucleotides long. It is a transcript of the gene Ret, whose product is annotated as proto-oncogene tyrosine-protein kinase receptor Ret. The coding region runs from base 322 to 3993 and encodes 1223 amino acids. NCBI's taxonomy places the organism in Eukaryota, Metazoa, Arthropoda, Insecta, Hymenoptera, Formicidae. The transcript is spliced from 20 exons. The record is from RefSeq and is a predicted model, not a curated record. Gene Ontology annotation, biological process: protein phosphorylation; positive regulation of kinase activity; multicellular organism development. Gene Ontology annotation, molecular function: transmembrane receptor protein tyrosine kinase activity; ATP binding. Gene Ontology annotation, cellular component: axon; signaling receptor complex.